Molecule: messenger RNA, 990 nt
Organism: Leptosomus discolor (cuckoo roller)
Lineage: Eukaryota; Metazoa; Chordata; Aves; Leptosomiformes; Leptosomidae
Gene: HTR5A
Product: 5-hydroxytryptamine receptor 5A
Biological process (GO): positive regulation of MAPK cascade; adenylate cyclase-activating adrenergic receptor signaling pathway
Cellular component (GO): plasma membrane
Molecular function (GO): G protein-coupled serotonin receptor activity
Source: RefSeq, a predicted model, not a curated record
GCUGGCCCGGACGGCAGCCGGGCGCACCUCUCUGUCUUCAGCGUCCUGGUCCUCACCCUGUUGGCCAUGCUGGUGGUGGCCACGUUCCUCUGGAACGGGCUGGUCCUGGCCACCAUCCUCCGGGUGCGCACUUUCCACCGGGUGCCCCACAACUUGGUGGCCUCCAUGGCCGUCUCUGACGUGAUGGUGGCGGCCCUCGUCAUGCCCCUCAGCUUGGUGCGGGAGUUGUCCGGGCGGCGGUGGCGGCUGGGCCGGUCGCUCUGUCAGGUGUGGAUCUCCUUCGACGUGUUAUGCUGCACCGCCAGCAUCUGGAACGUCACGGCCAUUGCCCUCGACCGCUACUGGUCCAUCACCCGCCACCUGGAGUACACACUCCGCAUCCGACGCCGCAUCUCCAACAUCAUGAUUGCGCUCACCUGGGCACUCUCUGCCUUCAUCUCCUUGGCCCCGCUGCUCUUUGGCUGGGGAGAGACUUACUCAGAGGACAGUGAGGAGUGCCAAGUCAGCCAGGAGCCUUCCUACACCAUCUUCUCCACCUUUGGCGCCUUCUACCUGCCCCUCUGCGUGGUCCUCUUUGUGUAUUGGAAGAUCUACAAGGCCGCCAAGUUUAAAAAGAAGAGCAACUCCAUCACACCCAUCACACCUGAAGCCCUGGAGGUAAAAGAAGCUGCCCAGCAGCCACAGAUGGUCUUCACUGUCCGUCACGCCACUGUUGCGUUCCAGACGGACGGAGACACGUGGAGAGAGCAGAAGGAAAAGAAAGCUGCCCUCAUGGUGGGCAUCCUCAUUGGGGUCUUCGUGCUCUGCUGGAUCCCCUUCUUCAUCACGGAACUCAUCAACCCCCUCUGCUCAUGCGACAUCCCACCCAUUUGGAAGAGUAUUUUUCUAUGGCUAGGCUAUUCAAAUUCCUUUUUUAAUCCACUCAUCUACACUGCUUUCAACAAAAACUACAACAAUGCCUUCAGGAACCUAUUCUUUAGACAGCACUGA